AUGGAGGAGGCUUCCUCCUCUACUAAGGUCAAAGCACUCCCGUGGCCGCCACAGCAUCAAGUGUUUGUAAACUUCCGGGGAAAAGAGUUGCGGACCAACUUCGUUAGCCAUCUAAGAAAUGCAUUUGUCAGGGAUGGGGUUAACAUCUUCAUAGACACUAAUGAGCAGAAAGGCAAACCUUUAAAGGUGCUUUUCGACAGGAUUGAAGAGUCGAGGAUCGCUUUGGCCAUCUUUUCUGAAAGGUAUAGCGAGUCAAAAUGGUGCUUGAACGAGCUGGUGAAGAUGAAGGAAUGCAUGGAGAAGGGUAAACUUCUUAUCAUUCCUAUCUUCUAUAAGGUUAAGCCAUAUGAAGUGCGAUAUAAGAAGGGACAGUUCGGUUCUGUUUUCAAAAAAAUGAGCAAUCUUGAUCUUGACGAGAAGAAACAAUGGUCUGAAGCUUUGAGCAUUGUUGCUGACCGGAUCGGCUUCUGCUUAGAGGGAAAGAGCGAUGAAAACAACUUCAUCAACAAAAUUGUUGAAGAGGUUAAGCAAGCCCUGAGCAAAAUUCCGUUGGAUGAAACCGAAGAAACUUUUUUCUCAUUAGGAAGAGAAAAAGAUGAGGUUUAUGGACUCAAACAACGGUUAGAAGAAUUGGAAGAGAAGUUGGAUCUUGAUUGUCAAGAGACUCGGUUUUUGGGGGUUGUUGGGAUGCCCGGCAUUGGUAAAACGACUCUUGCAAGGGAGUUGUAUGAAACUUGGCAUCCCAAGUUCCUAAGUCACGGGUUAAUCCAAGAUAUUCGUAGAACAUCAAAGGAGCUCGGGUUAAAUUGCUUGCCUACAUUACUCUUGGAAGAGUUACUCGGUGUAAGAAAUCCAGACAUAGAAUCUAUUAAAUGUGCGUACGAAUCUUACAAGAGUCAACUAUACGCACAUAAAGUUCUUAUUGUUCUCGACGAUGUGAGUGACAAGGAACAAAUAGAUGCUCUUCUGGGGAGGCGCGACUGGAUUAGGAAGGGAAGUAGGAUUGUCAUUGCAACAAGCGACAAGUCACUGAUCCAAGAUAUGGUUGACUAUAUAUAUGUGGUCCCACAACUGAACCACAAUGACGGCUUAGAUCACUUUAGGUGUUAUGCCUUUGAUCAUCAUUCCAACAAACACAACAAUGAAGUCAUCAUGAAGCUAUCAAAAGAGUUUGUGCAUUACGCUAGAGGUCAUCCACUAGCUCUCAAGUUGUUGGGUGUUGAUCUUAAAGGAAAAGAUGCGGAACACUGGAAAACAAAAUUGGCUACACUUGCACAAAGUUCCAGCUCAAGUAUUCGAGAUGUGUUGCAAGUAAGUUAUGAUGAAUUGAGUCAAGAGCAUAAAGAUAUAUUUCUCGACAUAGCUUGUUUUAGAUCGGAAGAUGAGAGUUAUGUUGCAAGUCUGCUGGAUUCAUCUGAAGCUGCAAGUGAAAUAAAAGCUCUGAUGAAUAAAUUCCUGGUUAACAUAUAUGAUGGCCGAGUGGAGAUGCAUGAUCUACUAUAUACGUUCGCCAUGGAGCUCAACCGAAGAGCAUAUGCUCAAAAUGGGAAGGAGAGACAUAGUUUGUGGCACCAUAAAGACAUAACGGAUGUUCUGAAUAACGUAGAGGAAGGUGCAGAAGUCAGAGGAUUAUUUCUUAAUAUGAAUGAAAUGGAGAGGGAGAUGAGCUUAGACAGCUGCACCUUCGAACCGAUGCACGAUCUCCGGUACCUGAAGAUCUAUAGCUCUCAUUGUCCUCAGCAAUGCAAAUCUAACAAUAAGAUAAACCUUCCGGAUGGACUAAACCUCCCACUUGAAGAGGUUCGAUAUCUCCACUGGCUAGAGUUUCCAUUGAAGGAAAUUCCACCAGAUUUCAAUCCUCAUAAUCUUGUCGACCUUAAGCUUCCCUACAGCAAGAUUGAACGAAUCUGGAGUGAUGAUAAGGAUUCAUCAAAGUUGAAGUGGGUCGAUCUCAACCAUUCACGUAACCUGCGCGUCUUGACAGGGUUAUCAAAGGCUCAAAAUCUGCAAAGAUUGAACCUUGAAGGAUGUAUAGCAAUGGAAACGUUACCCCAUGAUAUGCAGUAUAUGGAAAGUCUUCUUUUCCUGAAUCUUAAAGGGUGCACAAGUCUCAACUCUCUUCCGGAUAUAAAUUUGGUCUCUCUAGAAACUCUCAUCCUCAGCAACUGUUCAAGCCUUAAGGAGUUCCGGGUGAUCUCACAAAAUCUAGAAGCUCUAUACUUGGAUGGCACUUCAAUAAAAGAACUUCCUUUGAAUAUCAACAUACUCCACAGACUUGCCUUAUUGAACAUGAAAGGAUGCACGAAGCUGAAGGAGUUCCCAGAUUGUCUCGGUGACUUGAAAGCUCUUAAAGAAUUGAUACUCUCAGAUUGUUCGAAGCUCCAAUCUUUUCCAGCAAUCGACGAAAGCAUCAAGGUUUUAUUAGAGAUAUUACGAUUGGAUGCUACAUCCAUAACAGAGAUUCCGAAGAUAUCGUCAUUGCAAUGUUUAUGCUUAAGCAAGAAUGAUCAGAUCAGCUCCCUUCCAGAUAACAUCAGCCAACUUUCUCAACUAAAGUGGUUGGACUUGAAGUAUUGUAAGAGACUUACAUCUGUUCCAAAGCUUCCACCAAAUCUUCAACGCUUAGAUGCACACGGCUGUUACUUACUUAAAACAGUCUCGAAUCCAUUGGCAUGUCUUACGACAACCCAACAGAUCUAUUCCACAUUCAUUUUCACGAACUGCAACAAACUCGAAAGGAGUGCAAAGGACGAUAUCUCUUCCUUUGCUCAAAGGAAAUGCCAGCUGCUUUCAAAUGCUCUAAAUUCCUGCAAUGUUUCUGAUUCGGAGCCAUUAUUCAGUACUUGCUUUCCUGGAAGUGAACUACCUUCAUGGUUCUGUCAUGAAGCAGUUGGAUCUAUAUUAGAGCUCAGAAUGCCACCACAUUGGCACGAAAAUAAGCUUGCCUGCCUAGCUCUAUGUGCUGUUGUCUCCUCUCCAGGCUCUGAAGAGCAAAUCAAAUGUUUUUCGGUGAAAUGCUCAUUCAAAGUAGAAGUAAAAGAAGGGUCGUGGAUCGAAUUUUCUUUCACAGUCGGAAGUUGGAGUAAUCAUGGCAAUAUAGAAGAGAAUAUUUCAUCAGAGCAUGUCUUUAUUGGAUAUAACAGUUGUUUGAAGAUCUUUAAACGUCUUGAAAACAAAGAUUUUAGCAGCUCUAAUCCUUCAAAAUCCACCCAAUCUAGUAUAUGCAGUCCUACGAUGGCCUCCCUUAAGUUUACUGUCAUAGAUGAUAGAAGUGAGAUACCAAGACUCGAAGUGCUCAAGUGUGGCUUAAGGUUUUUUAUUGGUGUUGAGAGCAAUGGAAAUUAUUUAAAGAAGUUGGAAAUGAAAGAAGCUGAACAAAACCAAAGUGUCGAAAAAGUAUUUGAAAAUGGGACAUGUGAAUCAGAUAACAUAUGCACUCAUGUUGUCAAGAGUCGUCCAGAACAGAGCCCUGAGACGGUUACUACAGAGGCUUCACCCGAAAAAGCUAACAAUGCAGAAUAUGAAGCCGAGAUCAUCAUAACCCCACGUGAGGUUGCGGCUUCACCCGAAAAAGCUAACAGUGCAGAAUCUGAAGCCGAGAUCGUCAUAACCCCACAUGAAACUCAACCACGCCCAUGUUCAAAAACUUCGAAAUGGGCAUGUUUUGCUUGUUGUGACUUCCAAAAACAUCCAUGA
Arabis nemorensis is the source of this 3696-nucleotide messenger RNA. NCBI's taxonomy places the organism in Eukaryota, Viridiplantae, Streptophyta, Magnoliopsida, Brassicales, Brassicaceae. The record is from the annotation of a GenBank genome assembly.